GAUUACCUUAUAGUUAUAUUUGAUGGAUGGAUAAAAAUAUCAGGGGACAGAGUUCUGCUCCUCCCUGCCCACCUCUGUCAGUGCGCGGAGUCUCGCAGGAUAUGGGCCGUGGCAGUUUACUUACUGUAAGCUCCUGUCUGCUUGUCUUUACGUAAACAGGUGAGACUCGUUAGGCCUUGGGCUACAAACACUAGACACCAAACUCUAAUGAUGAGGUGGCUCUUAGUUAGCCAAUGGGGGUCGGACUGUAGAAUGUCACAUCCGUAUAGGAUAUCAAAGGUUCACUCACUAGGACUAGUACACCAUUUUAAACACUAUCAUAAGAUUAACCUUAUCAGUAGGUUUAAUUGAAAUAUCCAUUAACUAAAAGGGUGUAGUGUUUUAGAUCAGUUUCAGUCAAAUGGUAUAUGAAUAAACCAGCCAUCAUCUAUCGCUGUGUAGGCUAUUUCCACAUAGUCUAAUUGUUGACAAUAUGCAUUUUUGUUACGGGUCUCAUAUGUCUCCAAACUUCAGUUCAGUGUAGGACUGCAGUGGGCCGUGUGAUAUACAAUAAAGACCUGUCUCUUUAAGACGAAGCCGCGAUGUGUUGUGAAGUUCAAGUGGGGGUCAGUUCUAGUUCCUGCCCUCGAGUUUACCUUUUAGUUUUAUUAAAGACUGACAUCACAUGGGGCGCUAAAACACUUAGGGUGCAUAGAGGCUCCAUUAUCAUCCCCGCGCACGUUAUUGCCUCGACACAAAAAAAUUGCCGAGGAAAUUACAAAAAUAAAAUAGGAGGAAACUGAUGGUGGACUAAGCACGUAUUUUUUUUAUAGGAAGGGGUGAGAAAGAGGGAGAGGGAGGGGCAGGGAGAGCGAGCGAGAGAGAGAGAGAGAGAGGACGAAGAGAGUAACAAGAAAUUCAUAGCAAUUAAUAAUAAAAAGAGUUGGCAGUCGUGCUUGGAAAACUGGCAUGGUUUUUGGAGGCUGGCAGUUCAAAGUUGAAACGUCAGAAAUUACUCCAAAAGACUGUUGAGAUGAUCAUUAAGGGAGACUUAGAUCGGAUGGCAGAAGAGAUCGGGCAUCCAGAUAUCUGCUGUUUUAGGUGGCGGUCUGACGACGAUGCUCCAUGCCAUGGAAGUCCCAAGUCAUGCUAGGCACCUCCUCCUGCAACUCAACACCCAGCGCACCAAGGGCUUCCUGUGUGAUGUCAUCAUCGUGGUGCAGAACGCGUUGUUCCGAGCCCACAAGAACAUUCUGGCCGCCAGCAGCCUCUACCUGAAGUCCCUGGUCGUCCAUGACAACCUCAUCAACCUAGACCACGAGAUGGUGAGUCCCGGGGUGUUCCGGGUCAUUCUAGACUACAUCUACACGGGCCGCCUUACCGAAGGAGACCCCAGCUCCCCAACAGAGCCCAACCUGGGGGCCGUGCUGGCUGCAGCUAGCUAUCUGCAGCUGCUGGACUUAGUGGCGUUGUGUAAGAAGAAGCUGAGGAGAAAUGAGAAGUGCCCUCUCCGCCCCACUCCUGCCUUUCUGCGGUAUGGGAAGAUGGGCCCCAAUAGUUUGGGUUUAGGGGGAGGGGGCAGGUAUCGGGUGUCCACCCCUGUUAUUCAGUCCUGCUACCCAGGGGGAGUUGGGAACACCCACACGCCCCGUGCCCCACCACUAGAGGAGCUGCCGCUGCACCCCCAUGCCAUCCAUGCAGGGGAGCUGUAUGCCCCCACCUCUUCACAGGGCCCUCAGGUGUUCCCCUCCACACCCUCAGCCCUGCCUGCCCAGCCCAGCCUGCGCCCAGCCCACUCUGACAGGAACUGCUCCCCCAUCUAUGGCCUGGACCUCUCCAAGAAGAGUCCCAACUCCCAGUCCCAGAACACGCCCUCCCACCCCCACCUGGCUCAUGCCCUGCCCCACAACGAUGAGGAUCGGGAGGGGGGGCUGAGCGGCCGCACUAGCCCCAUGCUGGGGGCCAACGGCGGGGCCUACCCCACAGAAAAGAUGGAAACGGCUGAUCAGGCUGGGUCUCUCCCACUUCACUCCUACCCCCACCUCAACCAGCCCCUCGGGCCCCACCUGCCCCACCUCCACCGCUCCAGCUCCCAAGGUCCAGACCACUACCCAUGCCCCCCCAGCCCCGACACCCCCACAGAGGCUGGAGAGCCCAGCAGGGAGGUGGGCAACAUCUACCGCUGGGUGAAGCAUGAGCCACUGUCAUACACAGCUGAGGAUGAAGAGGAUGAGGAGGAUGAGGAGGAAGGGGGUCGAAACGGAGACCAAGACCACCAGCAUCACAACCACCAUCAUAAGGCAGGGGAGGAGAGCGAUGAUCGCUACCGUAGGGUGGGCUGUGACGGGGAGGAUGAGAAGAGUGGCUCAGGCAGUGAGGAGACAGGCAGUAGUGAGGGUCGACCAUCACCCACAGGGGCCAUGGGGAGGUUCCACCUACCCUACGAGCCUGAGAGCUUUGGGGACAACCUGUACGUGUGCAUCCCCUGUGACAAGGGCUUCCCCAGCUCUGAGCAGCUCAACGCCCACGUGGAGACCCACACAGAGGAGGAGCUGUACUCUGGAGGGGAGAUGGGUAGCAGCAACAGCAACCCCAAAAACAACAGCAGCAACAGCAACGGUAACGGCAGCCUGGGCAGCCUGUCCUACCUGGAGGUGAAGUCCAGCCAGAGCCUGACCCCUGGGGUCCUGGGGGAGAUCAUCAGACCCUAUCGCUGUAACUCCUGUGAGAAGUCCUACAAGGACCCGGCCACGCUGCGCCAGCACGAGAAGACCCACUGGCUGACAAGGCCCUACCCCUGCAGCAUCUGUGGCAAGAAGUUCACCCAGCGCGGCACCAUGACCCGCCACAUGCGCAGCCACCUGGGACUCAAGCCCUUUGCCUGUGACCACUGUGGCAUGCGCUUCACCCGCCAGUACCGCCUCACAGAGCACAUGCGCAUCCACUCCGGGGAGAAGCCCUACGAGUGUCAGGUGUGCGGGGGCAAGUUCGCCCAGCAGCGAAACCUCAUCAGCCACAUGAAGAUGCACAGCAGUGGGGGGGCCGGAGGGGCUCUGACGGCCGACGGCAAGCUGAAGCUAGACUUUGCGGAGGGGAUUUACCCCCUGAGUAAAUACGCAGCAGAGCACCUGGGGCUGAAGCAGGAGAAGGCCUCAGAGCUACUGGCAGAGCAUGCCAUGGAGAGCCUGUUCCCGCUGUCCAAACUGGCAGCAGAACACCUGCGCCUCAACCACCAUGACAAGAUGGAUGUCCUGGGGAUCCAGGCCCUGCCCCCUCCCCCAGGGUCCCUCUCUGACUCCCACUCCCGUAUCAUUGACCGCUACUCCCCCAGCUAAGAUGGCCUUGGCUACCACACGGUCCUGUGUGCACACAACUUAACUUACAGUAUUCUAACGUCAUUCACCUCAACUUCAUCAGUAUCUGCACCUCAGACUAAGGCCAAUACCUGGCCUAAAGAAUGCACACAAUCUGUGUAGACUCCUAUAAGUGCCUUUCUUUCCAAAGUUUGCAUUAUAUGCAUUUCAAAAACCUUCCUAGAGGAACUGUGCUAUUUCUAUUAUAUUUUGACCAAGGAAUACCCACUCAAAACAGUGUAGAAUUGAUCUAUACGUAAACAAGGUUUUUUUUAUUAAACCACCGAGCCAAAAAGAAAUUGAGAACCAAAAAGCAAUUGUUUUUAUUUAUUUUUUUAUGCGUAAUGAAAAACCAAAGAAACUGUUGCAAGAAAGUGUUGCAAUCAGACCCUAAACCUGUGUACUAAAUGUACUAUUGUACUAUUACUGUUGUAAAUGUAUAUAACAUGGAAAAAAGCACAUAUGGACAUGAUUCAGGGCUCCUGUCCAGAACUGAAAGGAACGCUGCACAAAAGAAAAAGCCAAACCUUUGGGAUUUGCAAGUGAUUGGACCACUUCAUUUAGUUUUUGGGGUACUGGAUUUCCUCUGUAUCUUCCUGUUCAGUCUUACCCCAUGCUCCAGCUGUUCUAGUCAUGAGGGAGUGAAUAACGGAAGACAGCAUUCGCUCCGCCAUUUAAGUCAAGUGAUCUAUGCUUUGUUUUUCCACCGUUGUUACGUACUUCAUGAUCAUGAUGUUGUGUACAGAGAGACUCAUAUUAAAUAAUAGUAGCUUACUGACUCUUACACCCAGUGCCAUAACCCUUUGAACCCAUAACCUCUCUUUUGACUUGCAUCCCAGUGCCUUCAAAUUGUUAUUGAAAAGUAGCGAGGAGCACAACCCUGUGAUUUCACAACUGGGACGCAUCAUGGUGCAUACCCAACUGAUGACACGCCAAUCCUCCUCCAUGGCUUCAACAUCCAGUGGUGUGGAGUGUAGACUAAGCAUGGGUGUUGCCUGUGACAUUGUGUAAUAUUUACAAUGGUGGGUGCAGCUGUACAACUCACCAGAGGAGAGCACAGAGAGGCCAUCCAAGUCAGUGCCGAGAGGCUAGAGUCAAUUACCACCAAUCAGUCACUACCAAUAGCAGCAAUUCCCUCUAACACAGAUGAUGAAUCAGGACUGACAAUUGUCCCAUACUGCAGAUAAAUAGUACUAACCACUUUAAAACCUUUUGACCACCCCCAUGCAGUCACAACUCUGUCUGAGAGAUAGAGGGCCGUGCUAUCAUUGACAGGCCAGAGUGACUUCUCCGCUGCUGCCCUAAUACACACACGUUCACACACACACAGGGACUGGGAGCUGCUAAUGUGACGGCGUUGUGAACAUGAGAGCUGGGCGCUAGCUGCCUCUGACAGUGCUCUGCUCGUGGUGCGGCGGCAGGCCGGGCCGUCGUUGUGGGUGAACAGCACAGCACACCCCAGCUGCUGGCCUCCCAGUCUUCCAGUAAUCCCUGUGAAAUCUCACAUUCUCCCUGACAAUUCACACUGUCUAUUGGCCUGACGGCCCAUUUCAUGCCUGCCAUACAGCCCCUCUGAUCCACACCAUGACAAGACAUCCGAGUACUGCCGAGUCCUACAUCUGCCCUCCUCUGCCUCUCUGCCUCUCUGCUAGCAGGCUAUCAAACAUGGCACAAUACAGUACAGUAGCAUGUCUCAAUAUCACCUGACCAGAUCCUUUAGAAAACAAUCAGCACUUAUGGGUUUGAACGCACUUAUUGUUUUGCAAUUUAAAAAACAAAUGUAUUCCAAGGAGCAUGCUGGCUUUUUCUUUUUCUACGUUGUCGGACCUUGUGUCAGAUUGGAGUUUGUUGACCACUAUAGUGCCAAUGCCAACCUCAGUAGGUUAAUGUGAAGACUAAAGCCAUGAAUGCACUGUGAUAGACUUAGUGAAUCUUAAAACCUUAGCUUGGAGACUGAGACAGUAAGCCCUAGUAUUGUGGGAUUGUAUUAAUGUACAACAUUAAUUGAAGGGCUUUAUUCUGUAGCAUAAUGAGCAUAUCAAGGUGUGUUUUUCUGUCCCAUAUUUUCUUUCUCUUUCUUUAGAUUUUGAACCAAAGCAAAGUGAAACUGGUGCUUACCUCAGGACUGAACCCAGCAUGGGGACGCAACACUUUAGCUACACAGCAAUCAACCAAGCAAACACACACGUACACACUUAGAUACAAGCAGAUACAGAUCUACACACAUUUUUAUUUGGACAUUUUUUAUUUUGAAGGGACAAUAGUCCUGUGUUAAACUUGUGGUUAUUUCAUGGUUAUGAGAUGUUUUACUUGUCUUACAAUUUUGUUGAUAAUGUGAUAUUAACAUUUUCUGCUUUUAUCUUAAUAUUUUUUGUAAAUGUUCCUAUUUUACUGCCCUCAGAGGCUUUGUGUGGUUCAGACCAAUGACAUUAUCUUAAUAAGGAAAAGUCAAGCUGGUGAUCUUCUUUAAUUCAACAGAAUAUACAAAUGUACAUGUUGAUAAGGCUUGUAAGACAAGACCUAAGGCAAUACCUCUGGUUCCAAAGAAACAUAUAAACCCUCUAUGUGAAUUAGGUAUUUUAUUUUUCACCCGAAGCCUUAAUGUUUAGUGACGUGUUUGGUUGCACACGAUUUCCCUAAACUGAUAAACAGCGGCUGGGCUGUGAGUGGGUGAGAGCUAUAGCCUGAAGAUGUUUGACCCAUUUCUCUGGAGGGGGUUUGUGAGCUGAUGUUGAUGAUACUCAGACUAAGGCUGUGUGUGUGUAUUCAUACACAAACACACUUUAAGCUAGCUUGUUUCCAGCCUACGUGGAACACAAAAAUCCACACUUGUCUCCAAAGUUAAUUUAGAAAAAUAGUCUCCAGCUGUUUUGUUAUAACAAAAUAAACUAGUUUAAAUGACAGGGGCAGUGGACAAUUUCAAUCUUCUAUUUAUCAUGGCAGUAUGAGGUUGGACCACAGACAUGUGAAGUCCCAUAGACAAGAGGUAACAGCCCAUUUUAAGUGGAUGUCGAUGGUGGGGAUAUAAAUCUCUCCUGCUCAUUCUCUCUCAUUCAUUAGUUCAAUAUCACUGAAAGUCUAUCUCCCACUUUCCUUUUUUUGCACCGUUAAAACAAGAAAAAAUGUGUUUCCACUGACACUCCGAAUCUGUACAGGAAGAGAGAGCAGGAUAAUGUUCAGCGUUACUGUUCUGAAAUUACGCUUUAUAUAAAGGGAAAGGGAAGGUGGGAUACCUAGUCACUUGCACAACUGAAUGCAUUCAACUGAAAUGUGUCUUCCGCAUUUAACCCAACCCCUCUCAAUCAGAGAGGUACGGGGCGCUGCCUUAAUCGACAUCCACGUCUUCGGCGCCUGGUAAAGUUGGGUUAACUGCCUUGCUCAGGGGCAGGGGGGCCGUGUGUGUGUGUGUGUGCGUGCGUGCAUGCGAGUUUAAAGGGAGAAGUGUUGGGUUGUCUGUUUGUGUCCACAUGUUAUUUGAGUAUAUGAAUGGCUGUUAAUGUAUGCUCUGGGAAUAGUUCUGGUGUGAAGGAGAGCAGAGGUGUGGAGGAGCAGGAAGUGAACUCUUGGCUGGGCUUUAGUGUUGAGCAGGAUGUGCAGUGUGUUUCUGCUCGCAGACCGAUAGAGACACAGAUAAAGAUUGGGAGGGAGAAGGGAGGGAGAGGAGCAUGGAGAGCUCAGCAGGGUGGACAUGAGCCCAUUGUUUAAAUAUGAAAGACUGAUCUUACUUCUAAACCUCUCCAUUCAGAAAACGUUAAGAGCCUCCCUAUCUUCUUUUUCCCCUCUUCCUUCCUUCCUUUCUUUAAAAAAAAUUUAAACGGGAGGAAACCCCUGUCCACUCUUAUAUUGUACAGUGCUGUUCUUACUGUGCUCUACUUCCAGAAAGGUCCAAUGCAGCCGUUUUUAUUUAAAUAUUACAAUUUCUGGGUAACAAUUAAGUACCUUACUGUGAUUGUUUUCAAUCGAAAUGGUAAAAAAAUAAAAAGAAGCUUCUUAGCAAAGAGCAAUUUCUCAAACAAGUCUGUCUGGGAGGGGUCUGAGUGGGGAGGGGAAAACUGAAAACUAGCUGUUAUUGGCAGAGAGGUUUGGAACUCUCUUUCUUAUUGGUCUAUUAACUAAUUUAGGCUGACCAAAACUCCAUCCCACCAAAACUUUUCAAACAGCUCUUACACCAAAAGGGCAUUCUCAUAAUUUUCACAAUUUCACAGUAUUAUUCCAACCUGGUAGUGUGAAAAAUAUAUAUAUAAAACACAGGAAAAUCACGAUUUUGACUGCACUGGUCUUUUAACAACCACUUUCAUAAGCUUAUUACCAAAGAAAACAUCCUACUUUGUGGUGUACUUUUAGCACAGCCAGUUCAGAAGAGGGCUCUCUAUGACAUAACUGGUUAGGAAAAAGAAGAGCAGCCUCCCUCCAUAUCACCACUAUUACAGUUAACAUUUACUAUACAAUAUCUGCCAAGAGAACGUUAGCAUUUUGUUGACAGUGCUAGGGCUCAAUACAAGACAGGAGAAAAAUAAAGCUCUGUCAGUUUUAAUGCAGAGACAAUAUUUUCAGAAUUAUUUAAUUGGGAUAUUCUGUGCCUCAUUCUUGCCUUGCAGGCUGACUUUGCCUUAUAAGAAAAACAAGCAAUACUAAUACUAGCAUUCAAUGCAGACUUGUUGUAACUCUUCUGGUCAAUGUUCAUAUUGAGGUUUUAAUUUUUUUACUCCUGUGAUUUUUUGGGGGGAAUCUUAUAAACUCAUGCGGAAACAUGUAUUGGUAUUUGAACCCUAAGCCUGAUCCAUAUGUCAAUUAUUAUGAAAUAAGCCUGCAGUACAUUAGAUUAUGUAAAUUACUCUGAUGUCUGGUGUGCGUGUGCAUCUGCUGAGUGACCACAAUGCACCUGUCCAUCUGUGUUAUUUCUCUGCUGUUCCCACAGUGGACCUGUUUGAAUUAGAAGGGAGGGAGAGAAUUGACACUUUCAACGGUCUUUAUUACAAGCAGCUGCUUUCCUCCAUUUAUUCCCCCAAACUGCACUUUUCUGGAGAAAUCAUUGAAUUAUGAUUUGUAUUACCCUCGUGACCCCCUAAAACCCCCCUCAAUCGCCUUUCCUCGCCCACGUUGCUUCCUCCUUGUCCUCCUUUUUCUUCCUCCGUCUCUCCCUGAUCCAACCACUGGCCUCCCACUUUUUCUUCCCACAUUACUUCAAAGCACUGCUCUCCCCUCACCUCUCUGUCUGUCUCCCGCUCUCUUCUUGACACUCAGCACGAACCACUAGCCCACGCCGCCAACCCUCCUCCUCUACUCCUCCUUCCCUAUUCCCCCUCUCUCCCAUGAUCAAGUCACUUCCAGCUGUUUUUCCUGCUGAAGAAGACAGUUGUCUAAAUGUUUACGCAAACAACUACUUUCUUUUUCUUAACGCCCUGAUCAAGUUCCAAAAUGAACUUCAUGGCAUGUGUUACAAUACUGAGGAUGACGGGCCAAAUACAUUUGAUGACGUUAUUAUGUACUUGCUUUUCAAGUCAGGAAGUGUAUUACAAAGGCAGAUAAAAUGGCAUUAUUAUUGAGGAAAUGCAGGAUACUAUGAGAAGGAAAUGUUCAGGGGGAAAUAUGCUAAGAAAGAUGCCAGUAAAGUAAACAUGAGUGGAUGAAAUUGCACAAUUGAGCCGGACCACAGCUCCACCAGCCAAGUCAUCUGCUGAGAUGGAGAGGGAGAGAAAGAAAGAGAAAGAAAGAAAGAAAGAGAGAGAGAGAGAAAUAAAUAAUGAGAGAGUUAAAGUACCAGUCAUAGCUUAAGUAAACAACAUAGAAAAAACUGAUUGGUGGUGAGCUGCUGCAUCGUCAGGUUUUCAUGUUGGCGUCUCAGUCUGAUAUCCCUCAGCAUUGGUGUCUUCUUACCAGGCCUUCAAAUCAUCACUCAGUCUCCACAUGAUAGAGACAGACAGUCUUUGUUCAAGCAGAGGAGAGUGGUGUGGCUAGUGGCUGCCCCAUGUCUUCUUCAGUAUGUUUUGCUUGGAGCGUUCUGUCUCCACCAGGCAGUGAAAUAGUCAGACCGCAGACCUGAUCAACAGACAAGACAGAUUUAAGUGGACACCGUUUAAUCUAGAAUAUCAUAUUGCCGUUUCUCAAGGCUUGACUCUAAUGAUAUUAUUCAUUUACGGUACUUCUCCUAAAGUACCCGUUUCAGAUCUAACCCGGGGUCUAAUAGUCAUGUAUGAGUGUACACACACACACACACACACACACACACACACACACACACACACACACACACACACACACACACACACACACACACACACACACACACACACACACACACACACACACACACACACACACGGAUGGCAGACUGCCCUGUCACUGUUCAGGACUGGCUGUUCCAGAUUAGGUCAGAUUUAAUUAGGCUUCCCUGCUCCUUUUGGAGUGUCGGUUCUUGUAGAAAAAGUCAUUACUAAAGAAAAGGCAAUGUUACUGACGGCCUGAACUGAACACACACUGAGACGCCUGCCAGAAUGUCACACAGGGUACACACACUCUCCUACACACACUCCCCAUUUAUAUCACGCACACACACACACACACACACACACACACACACACACACACACACACACACACACACACACACACACACACAACCAAUAUGAUCCCAUAUAGAAAUGGUGGAUUUACUGAGGUGAUUGAGGUGGAAAUAGAAUUUGAAUUUGUGGUUACAGAGAUGGAAAGUUCAACAGGCAUGUAUACUGAAUAGGGAAAGGGGAAGACAGAGGCACUAAACUUACAGUAAAACUUCACCAAUUUACAUCAGAUUUUAUUCUGGUUUUUCCAGGAAGAUAAUGGAAUUUAAUUUACUAAACAAGCACACCAGUAUUUUUUUAUUUUAUUAAUUUAAAAUAGUUCAGUUUUUUCAAGCGCUUUCAUGAAAAUAAAAACCAAGGGUUUGAAUACAAAGCAAUAAACAAAAAACCAAACAGUAUUUUUCUAAGUUACAUUUUCAAUAUUGUUCUUAUUUUGCAUUAGUGAAAUGAAUGUAUUUAUUGCAUGUCUAAAUGUUUUAUAGGUAAUUGUUUUGUGUACAUUUCAAUUGUGGGAUAUUAUCAUUAUUUUCUUUAAUUCCAAUGUCUAAAUAAAUCAUGUUUGAUAAGGCUUUUAUUUGUUUUAAGCCAUUGUGAAAAUGUUAUGUUUUUGUUUGUUUCUAUACUCAAAAUCAACUUGGCAAUAAAAAUGAAUUGCAUAAUGGUUUCACAAA
Messenger RNA from Salmo salar (Atlantic salmon), 10563 nucleotides. Its product is annotated as hypermethylated in cancer 1 protein. Gene Ontology annotation, biological process: regulation of transcription by RNA polymerase II. NCBI's taxonomy places the organism in Eukaryota, Metazoa, Chordata, Actinopteri, Salmoniformes, Salmonidae. The record is from RefSeq and is a predicted model, not a curated record. Gene Ontology annotation, cellular component: nucleus. Gene Ontology annotation, molecular function: DNA-binding transcription factor activity, RNA polymerase II-specific; protein binding.